AACAACCAAAACAAAACAGUGAUGAGUUGGAGUCCACGCACUCACCACCCCAACAUCAAUAAUUUUACUUUAGUAGGGCCAUACUCGGAGUCAAGCUACCGAAACCAGGGUAAAUUAGUCUUUUCAAAAAAGUUAACGAGGGCCAGAUAUAAACGGCGCAAGUAACGGUCGUUUUCUAUCAGGGGAGUCGCAGCAAUGGCGACUGUCGUCGUCUCCACCAGAUUGAAGAGGGAAAAGUAUAAGCGCACCAAACACGACUCUGCUUUCUCCGAUUGGAAGAUUCUCAUUGGGCCUUCUGAUUGGGAAGACCAUAAACUGGGGAAGGAAGGAGCGGCGAGAUACAGGGUUCACAACCUCCCAAAUUGUGCUUCUUGUCCAGGAAUCUAUGAGCUCGGGAUAGCUGUAUCACACAGUCGCUCAGGGCGUACGAUUAGCAAGCUUGACCAAAACCGUAUAAUUACCGUUUACGUUGGACAAGCUGAGAAUGUUAGGACUAGACUCCAGUGUUAUGGCCAAGCAGGUGCUCAUUUGGAGAAUGGCAGCUCAACUGGUGAGCUGAGAGAUUCUGUCCGGAAAGGGCCUGGGUUGUUCACUGAAAUAUUCUCAAGAGGCUUCCCCAUUGUGUAUAGAUGGGCCCCCAUGAACAAUAAAAGGGAUGCUGAGAAAACAGAAACUCAGCUGCUUGACAAAUUUGAUUAUGCAUGGAACAAAGGCAGUAAUGGUGCACGUCGCCAUGAUGAUAUCCUCCAAAAGCUUAAUCGAAGUAGUUUGGGCACUAUCCAGCUUCCUGCUAUUACUAGGAAGCUUCAAACUUUCUUUCAAAAGCAAGUGGGUGUUAGAAUCAAAGCAUGCGAGCCCCUUGUUUUGGAGAAUGGAUCCACAAUAUAUACUAAUUCAGAGAACAAUGAUCUCUUUCCUCAAAUUUUCAAAUUUGGCAGAUCUCAUCCUAAACUAGUUUCGAUGAGAUUUCAUGUUAAUGAUGACCAUGCUAAUAUUUGUGGGGUGGCCUUGGGUCAUGGAUCUGUUUGUGGAAGGCCACCAGUUGAAGGAAGAAAAAGGUGUGCUGAGCACAAAGGUAUGAAAAUUAAUGGUUCCAUGUCAAAGCUGAUUACAGAAGUGAAACAGCAUUAUGUACGUGGCCCGGUUUUGGAAUCCAGCACUUGUCCUAAUGAAAAUGAGCAGGUCUCCCCUGAAACACAUAAAACGGGCACACGGCGGCCUGAUGUUUUCUUAGAGAAGUCAGUUGCCAACAAGGAGUAUGGUACUAUUUGUGGUGUGGACUUAGAAAAUGGAACUUUCUGCACAAGACAACCUGUUGCAGGACGCAAGAGGUGUGAGGAACACAAAGGGAUGAGGGUUAAGGAUUCCAUGCCUAAAUCAUCAGCAACAGGUAUAUCCAGCGUGUAUGAUGGUUCAGGUAUCAGUGCUUAUAAUGACCAGAAGUACGAUAAUAUCUCUCCUGGAUCAGUCUCAUCUAGAAAUGCUCUCAAUGGGGACUCUUCCACUUGUGGAGCACCCUUAGCCAAUGGUUCCUUUUGCAAAAGGCAACCAGUUGAAGAUAGAAAAAGGUGUUGGCAACAUAAAGGCAUGAAGGUUAAUGGUUCCUCUAAGGAAGUGGAAGAUAAAAUUGGCAUGUACGCAACAAGUUCAGGAAUCAGUGCUUCCAAUGACUGCAAGUAUAACAAUGCCUCUCCCCAAUCAGUCUCGUGUAGGACUGCUACUUGCGGUGCAACCUUAGUCAAUGGAUCCUUUUGUAGAAGGCAACCAGCUGAAGGGGCAAAAAGGUGUUGGCAGCAUAAGGGCAUGAAGGUGAAUAGUUCCGCGUCAAACAGUUUCAUUUCAACUUAUGACACUCAAGAAUUUUUAUCACAUAUAUGUGGUGCUGCAUUACAGAAUGGUUCCGUCUGUAGGAGAAUGCCAGUUCAUGGAAGGAAAAGGUGUCAGCAACAUAAGGGUAUGAGAGCCGCUCCUAGCUAUUAUUUCUAGCGGGAAAAGUGCCAGAAAGAGCAGAAUGUUUGUGUAAACAUAUUAAGGCAUUGGUUUGUUUCCUUUUAUCAGCUGAGGCAUUUGUUUGUAUAUUUUGUAGUUUGUUGUUUUAGGAGGGUUUCUUCAUCUACCUAUCAGAUAAUGUUGUAGCUUAAUUGUCAUUGAAAGUGGAGAUAUAAAAUUUAUAAUGCCAUUAACUUCAAUUACAGUGUUCCUAUGCACUGUAUCUUCAUCA
This is a messenger RNA of Cornus florida, 2221 nucleotides long. RefSeq names its product protein EFFECTOR OF TRANSCRIPTION 2. The record is from RefSeq and is a predicted model, not a curated record. Gene Ontology annotation, molecular function: DNA binding. Gene Ontology annotation, biological process: regulation of DNA-templated transcription. The transcript has 3 exons. Bases 196 to 1986 code for a protein of 596 amino acids. Lineage: Eukaryota; Viridiplantae; Streptophyta; Magnoliopsida; Cornales; Cornaceae.